AUGCAGUCGCCGAUCCCGAUCGUAGUGAACAGCGUGGAAGACAAGGAGGCCACGCCUCCGAUGGCCGCCGAGGGCUCGUCGUGGUCCGAGCCGGCGGGCAACCCGGCAGAGCUCGUGAUGCUCACCGCCGGCGGUAUCCGCUUGUACGACGAAGCCAACGAGAACGAGGUCGUGCCGGGCUACAACAAGUCGACGCGGUCGUCGUGGUCGGCGCGCGGCUCGAGCUUGGCGGGCCGGGCGCGGGCGGGGCCGCCACCGACGCGCUUCAAGCCGACAAUGCACCGGUUCUCGUCGCGCGCGAGCACGGCGGACGCGCAGAUGGAGACGUCGCCGGGCGUGCGGCCGCGGCCAUGCUCGACGUCGCAGCUGCAGCACAGCCGCUUCUACGCGACACUGCCGCCGCAAGACUCGUCCGUGCGCGUGUGGCGCAACUCGUUCUUUGGCGGUCGGCUCAUCUUUGCGAGCGUGCUCCUCCUCGCGUGUGCCACCGCGAGCCUUGUCUUGCACAACAUUGGCCACGCGUCGUCGCACUGCGCCAACAUGGACGCCGCGUAUGCAUUCGCCUACUACAUUUCGAUCGCAUCCACCGCGAAUCUGCUGCUCAUGCUGCCGGCGCUCUUCCCGACCACGUGCGGCCUGUACAAGGUCCAAGGCCGGCGCGUGAUCCGCCGCCCGUUCCUCCAGCUCACCGAGAUGCUGGUGGUGGCUCAAAUGUCGCACAUGCUGCUCGAGUGGAUCCUCCUUCUCGUGGCCAUGCCCAAUGCAGCGUUUUACUGCCACCAAAUCGACAGCGUCCUUGAGCGCGUCCGGUACCACGUCGCGUUCUACGCCGUCCUCCCGAUCACGGCCGUGCUGUACUGGCAGACAGUGCUCUUCUGCCGCUUCCGGACGCAUCUCAAGCUCCAGCUCGGGUCCACGAACGACGCAAAGCACUCGGCCAACCUCCAAGGCUGGCUCAAAACAUUGUUUACGCUGCCAGCGAUCAGCCGUCGGAGCCGCAAGAUCACAGAGCUCCGCACCGGUCUCUUCAAGGCCGCGUCGGCCGGCGACUUUGAAAAGGCACAAGACCUCCUCGACGAGGCCACACGCGUGCUCGGCGACGGCUUUGCCACCCGCAAGCUCUACCACGGUACCGAGGCCCUUUGUAUCAAUGUAUCCAUCGCAAGGAUUUUUUGUAGAACCCCGGCUGUGGCUCUGGGCGUUUGCGCGGUCGCGCAAGACCCGCUGCACGUGGCCGUCGCGAAAGGCGAUCUGCGUCUCGUGGAUCUCUUCUUGCGCUAUCAUUUCGACGUCAAUGCGCUCGACAAGGUCGCGCGCGUCAACUUCAACCUUGGCGUGCUCUUCAAGAUCACGCGCCUCUUUGUCCGUACGCAAGACCACGUUCAGAGCAUGAACGACUCGAUCUUCUCGAGCGUGCUCGUGAGUCCGCUGCACAUUGCGGUGCAAUCGGGCGAGCUCAUGACCGUGCGCUUUUUGCUCGACCACGGCGCCAACGUCGAUACAUUGCCGCGUGCGUCCUUCUUCAAGCAGUCGGCCGUCAAGCCCGCCAUCUACUUUGCGGACGACGUGCAGGUCAUCCAAGUGCUCUUGGCGCACGGCACCAAUCUCUUGUACGUCAGUAAGGCCUCGACCGUGCUCACACCCUUGCAACGCAACAUGCUCACGCACCGGGUCAUGCAGUGGAGUCUUCUCGAAGCACACGGCGGCGAUGUGGCGCUGACGCCUCUGCACGCGGCCGCAGCGGCCAACAAUGUCAGCGCUGUUCUCUCGUAUGUGAAAGCCGGCGUUCAAGUCGACACCCUUGGCGAACUCGCGGCCGGCGUCCAUUGCCGCACGCCAUUGCACUGGGCCGCGAUCACGGGCAGCCACCUCUCGGCCAAGCACUUGCUCGCUUUCGGCGCCGACGCCAACGCCCGCGACGACAUGGGCCGCUCGCCGCUGCACUGGGCAGCCCGCAACAACCACGUGGCCGUUGUGACGCUGCUGCUCGAGCACGAGAGUGACCCGAACGCGCACGAUCGGAUGGGCAACCCGCCGCUGUCGGUGGCCGCGCAGACCGAAGGCGUUGGCCAAGAUGUGAUUGCGGCGCUCAUUGCCCACGGCGCCGACCUCGACUUUGCAGACGACGGCGGCAACACGGCACUGCACGUUGCCUUGAUCAACGAGAACCGCGUGACGGCCGUCUCGCUGCUCAAGUGCGGCGCCAACAUCAUGGCAACCAACCUCGACGGCAAGCGCGCGGUCGACUGCACGACGUCGACCGAGCUCCAAUUUGCGGUCAAGAAGGAGGCCGGCAGCCGCGACGUCAUGAUCAGCUAUACCCACGCCCACGCGCCAAUCGCCAAGCGUGUGCGCGACCACCUUGUCGACCACGCGCGUCUCACAUGCUGGAUGGACACGAUGGACCCAAGCGGCAUCGGCGGCGGUGCGGUCUGGCGCGAAGAAAUCGCCCGCGGUAUCUUCAACGCCAAGGUUGUUGUCGCCGUCGUCUGCGAUGGCUACGCGCGCUCCGAGUGGUGUCUCAAGGAGCUCUCGUUCGCCAAGAUCUCGAAAACACCUGCGGUCGUCCUCGUCGUGGAUCCCAAUGGCAUGUCGAGCGAGAUUGAGCGCCUCGUGCCAAAGCAGUGUAUCCUGCCCUUUCCCGUCUCGGAUGCGAUGCUGGAGGACCCUACGCAGUGGGCGGCAGCGUUCGAGGCCGUCCUCGGGCCGGUCCGGGACGCCCUCCGGCAUGCCGAGCCGCCACCGCUCUUGCCACUCUACAAUUUUGAUGUGCACGCGCCGGCGCGCCGCGUGUUUAUCUACUACACGGCGCAGGACCCGUCGUUCCUCCGCCGCAUCGAAGUGAGCGUCCAAGCCAAAGGGUUUGUGCCACUCCUGGCGUCCCAGCCCUUGGAUACGAUGGACGUGCGCGAAGAAGCGGACGUGAUGACGUCGUCGUCGACGGUCGUCUUCCUCGUGACGACGGACGAGCUCGGAGACAACGACGACGCGUGGCGGAAUCUGCAAAAGAGCUACUCGAUCGCCAAGACGCACGGCAAGACGAUCGUGCCGGUAUUUGUGGGGCCGCAGUGCUUGGACUUUAGCAAGCUCUACAGUCUCUGCCGGACGCCGUGGCACCCGUUUGUGGCCCAGCGCGGGUUCGAAGCCAACUUUAGCCACCUCACGAAGCGCCUCAACGACAUGCUACCGAUGGGCUUGGCGCUCGUGAGUAAGCGGCCGCGGUCUGGCUCGGACACGGUGUACGUCACAAUGCCCUUCUCGCGCAAGAGUGACCCGUCCUUCGUCUCGGCGUUUGUGUAG
Messenger RNA from Saprolegnia parasitica CBS 223.65, 3300 nucleotides. RefSeq lists its product as hypothetical. Gene Ontology annotation, molecular function: protein binding. The record is from RefSeq and is a predicted model, not a curated record. Gene Ontology annotation, biological process: signal transduction. Bases 1 to 3300 code for a protein of 1099 amino acids. NCBI's taxonomy places the organism in Eukaryota, Oomycota, Saprolegniomycetes, Saprolegniales, Saprolegniaceae. The transcript is spliced from 8 exons.